GGCGGAGGAAGGAGGGCCUUCUGCGCUGUCACUGGGCUCCUUGGCUAUUACCGCCAUUAUCGUUUCCUCCGUUAUUUUAGGAGGGUUAGAAGACAUUGGCGCAUGGAGGGCAAAGUGCCAGGAAAGCCUCUCUGUCUGCUCUCAGGGGCCCCGCUUGUGACAGGGACAGGAGGGGCUUUUUAGGACUGGGAUCUUCCUCCUGGGGGGGAUUCUGCUUUUGUUACCAAAACAAAACCCCAAAACACAACGAACUACUUCAAAUUCAACUACCUUUGGUUGAACUACUUUUCAUUCAACUACCUUUGAUUGAACUGUUUUCAUUCAACUACUUUUUAUUGAACUGCCUUUCAUUCAACUACCUUUGAUUGAACUGUUUUCAUUCAACUACUCUUGAUUGAACUACUUUUCAUUCAGCUCCUUUCAGUUCAAAUACUUUUGAUUCAACCGCCUUUGAUUGGACUACUUUUAAUCCAAAUAUUUUUGAUUGAUAUAGCUACUUUUGAUUAAACUACUUUUAAUUCAACCACUUUUUAUUCAGCUACUUUCAAUUCAACUACUUUUGGGAUCCAGCUACUAUUGAUUGAACUACUUUUGACUGAACUCCCUUUAACCCAGCCCCUUUUAAUUCAGCUGCUUUCAAUUCAACCACUUUCCUGUCGCUGGGCUUUGUUUGUGUCUGUGUGUGUCUAUAUACAUCUGUAAAUACAUGUGUCCCUGUUUCCCCUCAGAGGGCAAAUCAAUAUAAUGAACCCAGAUUUUUAAAAAUACUGUAUUUCUUUAUAGGAGAUUGUAUUUUUACAAGCGAGUCAAACCCUAGCAGGGAGCAACCAGAGAAGUGUCCAAGAUGUCUGUCAAAGUCAGUCUGUAUGAGCUGGCCGACCUCUCCAUAGGGACUCCGGAGAUUGGCAUCGUCAAUUUCAAUGCCCUCCAUGCCCUCCUCCAUGCCAUCCUCAGGCAACUCAACCUCGAGGACAUCAAGACCGAGGUGAAGCUGGACCGAGGCCCGCCGUCGAAGACGGAGCUGGUGGCCGCGGCCGUUGAGAAGGGGCUUGGGGACUUAAUGAGCCAAGAUCUGCUGCCGGUAGAGAAGGGGAGCAAAGGAGAGUUUUUGAGCGAAUAUGUAGAUGCCCGACUUGCAGACUUGGAGAAGAAGAUGUAUCUGAUGGAGACUAAUCUCCAGGGAGUGGAAGACCAGGUCCAUGGGAUAGAAGAUCAGUUCCAGGGGGUCCAAACCCAAGUCCAGGGUUUUCAAGACCAGGUCCAAGGCUUUCAAGACCAGGUGCAAGGGGUACAAGACCACGUCCAGGGGGUGCAAGAUAAAGUGAAAGGCAUCGGGAAGCAGCUGAAAGGGGUCCAACAGCACAUCUCUGGCCUGGAAAGGCUGCCUUCUGGAACAGACUUGCUGGAGAAGGCCAGGAGUGGCUCAGGCACUGCGGUAUCCGACAUGUGGCAAAUGAUGCAGAUGCAGAAGAAGGUGGAAGCCAACGAGGACGGCAUCAACCAGGCCAUGACUUUGUUACAGGAUCUAUUGGAUGAGACCAGUAACAUGAAAUCAACUACAGCCAACUUGGAGGAUGACAUACAAAAAAUCAAGGAUCAUUUAGCCCUGAUAGACCCCCAAGAGAUGGACAAUCGACUUAAAACUUGUUUAAGCGACCAGCAUAGUAUGGAUCAGGAUCUGAAAGACAUAGAGAGGAGGCUAAGCCAGUUUCCUUCCCCAGAGGAAAUGAGCAACAUGGUGCGCUGGGAGGUUCUUGAGGAUGUCCUUGUGAAAGGCAAGAGGAGUCCAACCCCUGAGACAAGUCCAGUCUUGCGUUCUCCAACUGGUUCUACCUCCUCUCCAGAAGGCAGAACCCCUGGAUCUCCAGGAACCCAGCCUGGGACUUACAGAAGAGAAGGAGCCCCAGGUGUUCAAGCUGCCUUACCAGGGGCUCCAGGAGCCCCUGGAGCCCAGCCUGGCAUUGCUGGGGCCCAACCAGGAGCAGGUUAUCCUGGGGGCCAGCCAGGAGCAGUUCCUGGGCCUCAGCCAGGUUAUCCUGGAGCUCCAGGGGCUCAAGCAUUUUAUCCUGCAGCCCAACCAGGAGUUCCUGGAGCCCAGGCACCAUUUCCAGGAGGUCAAACUGCAGGUCCUGGGGUCCAGCCAGGGUCCUAUCCAGGAGCACCUGGAGCUCAAGCACCUUAUCCUGGGGCUCAGCCUGGAGCUCCCGGGGGUCAGCCUGGAGCUCCCGGGGCUCAGCCUGGAGCUCCUGGCACACAAGCAGCUUAUGCUGCUCCUGGGCCUUAUCCUGGAGCUCCUGGAGCCCAACCAGCCUAUCCUGGAGCACCUGGAGCCUAUCCUGGGGGCUAUCCCGGGGUGCCUGGAGCCUAUCCUCGGCCACCUGGAGCCUAUCCUGGAGCUCCAGGAGGUUAUGCAGUUUAUCCUGGGGCACCCGGACCUUAUCCUGGGGCACCUGGGGUAUAUCCUGGAGCUCCAGGUGGCCAAGCAGCUUAUCCUGGAGUGCCUGGGGCUUAUCCUGGGGCCCAGGCAGCAUAUCCUGGGGCUCCUGGAGCUCAAGCAGUAUAUCCUGGAGCACCUGGCAUUUAUCCUGGGGCCCAAGCAGCCUAUCCCGGGGCUCAGCCUGGAGGCCCUGGAGCCCAAGCUGCCUAUCCUGGAGCCCAGCCUGGAGCCCCUGGGGCACAAGCAACCUAUCCUGGGACCCAGCCUGGAGCUCCUGGAGCCCAGCCAGGUGCUCCUGGAGCUCAGCCAGGUGCGCCUGGAGCUGAGUCUGCCUAUCCUGGAGCUCCUGGAGUUCCGCCUGGAGAACAUGGGGUUGGGCCUUCCUAUCCUGGAGGUCCUGGGAUUGAACCAGGUGCUCCUGGAGCCCAAGAAGUAUAUCCUGGAGAUGAAGCUGGAGUUUUUGGGGUACAGUCUGAAUUUCCUGUCCUAAAUGCCAUUUAUCCCGGAGCUGAGCCUGGACCUCCAGGUGUCCAACCUGGAUAUUUUGGUCAGCCUGCCAUUUCCUGGCCCUACCCUCCUGUAUAUCAGCCUGGUGAACCUGGAGCAUCACCUGCAACAGGCCAACUUGCCGUACCACCUGGCCCCACUCUUGGUAUCACACCCCCAACGUCCCCAAUAUUGCCUUCAACAACUCCCGUGCAAUAUCCUGAGUCUCCCUCUGGAACUACUUUGGCUCCGCCCCGCUACGCUGAGACAGUGGAUGCUCUGCGCUCCCUUGCACAGCUGACUGAACUCUAUUAUGCUCUAAGAGACCAGAUCAACAUGCUGGAUCAGUAUAAGUGUGGCCAUGCAGAUCUCCGCAGGUUGCAAGACUUCCUCACAGAUGCAGUUUAUAAGAAUAUUGCCGUCAUCCCACCUGACCUUCCAGAAAAGCUUGCUGCAAUCAAGUCCAUGCAAGAAGAUAUGAAAACUGAGAAAGAGAAGUUAAGGAAGAUUCAAGAUGUAUUUGAAGGAGAACUAGCAGGACAAGACGCAGAGGAGAAAGUGGAGGGAGCUGGUCAGAUCAACAUGCAGAUAGGUUAUCUCAGAGCAACAGUGCAGGACAUUGAGAAAGAGCUCAAAGAGCUGAGAAACAAGCAGGAUGCAGGGAAGGCCACACUGGAGCAGUCUGUGACCGACACUGCCAUUUACCUCCAGGAACAGUUAGACAAGCUUAGAUCUGUAAUAGAGAAUAUGAUGGCUUCUUCGUCCACCUUGCUGUCAAUGAGCAUGCCACCCACCCCGGAGCCUGGGCUGGCAGCUCAGGUCCAGCAGGGCACAUGCGCUGCUUGCAGCUUAGAUGUCAGUGAGAAGGUUAGCCAGCUUUUCAAGCGCUAUGAGCAGCUGCAGGACUCUAUCAACAACUUCAUGUUGAGACAGGCAGAAGGCAAACUGGCCAAGAGACCCAAGCACCGCCAGGAUGAGGAGAUGCUCAGCCACAUCCAAAAUACCAUCCUGCAAGUACAGGAAGACUGUGAGAAGCUGAACGCCACUACAGGCAACCUCAUAGAAGACCAUCGCCAAAAGCAGAAGGAGAUCAGUCUGUUGUUCAAGUCCCUGGAAAAGCUGGAGCAUGAAAAAGCAGACAAAGAUCACCUAGUGAUGGAAAUCGAUGUGAAAGCAGACAAGACUGCCCUUGCUGCGAAAGUCAGCCGCACCCAGUUUGAUGCCACCACAGAACAGCUGCAUAAGAUGAUGCAAGAGUUGCUAAACAAAAUGGCUGGGCAAGAGCAAGACUGGCAGAAAAUGCUGGACAAACUUUUGAUUGAAAUGGACUCUAAGCUUGACCGCUUGGAACUUGAUCCAUUCAGACAGCAGCUGGAGGAGCGCUGGAAGGAUAUCCGGAAACAGCUGAAGCAGCGGGUACCACAGGAUGAAGGUGAUGAGGCUGCUGGGAUCAGAAGGAGACUUCUGGCUCAUUUCCACUGCAUUUCUUGUGACCGACCCUUGGAAAUGGUGGUACCCGGGCCGCACAUCACAACACUCCCAGCUGUGCCAGGUUUACCUCCACACCAGUCCCUCCGGCCAUACAUGGUUUAUGAAAUGGAACAAAUCAGGCAGCUUAACCGCAAUCUGAAGUUAGGACCCGGUGCUCGUUUUGAUGCACUGGAGAAGAGUACAAGCCUCAACAAGCUGCGCCGCAUCCAUUCCAAGAUGCUCAUGGACAUUCAGAAGGUGCAGAGCCAUUAUGGUGGCACAGCGAGAGUCAACGCUCAAAUGAUCAGGGAAAUACUGCAGGCCCAGUGUCUUGGCUCAAGCCUGUAUGGCAAACGUGACAGACUUCCUGAGAUGGCCGACUAUAGCUACGUCAGUGUCCCGCGGCACUGUGGAGGCAGCCACACCCUCACCUAUCCUUACAGGCGUUUUGGCAAAUUUCAGCACUUUGCCAACUGUGUGCCACCCAUCCAAGCAGAUGAAACAACCAUGCUGGCAAUGAUGAAGCAUGAAGAGGUUGAUAUACUAGGUCUUGAUGGUCAUAUCUACAAAGGACGGAUGGAUACACAGCUCCCAUCAAUAACUGGAAAGGAUGGUCUUUCAAGGCCGAGGAACAAACUCAUUCGGUCCUCCUCGCAAAGGCAUCAACCCACACUUGCUGACAUUGCCAGUCUCCCAGUCCGUCCUCAUAGUGCUAAAGUGUCUUUACGCAGUCUGUCAGCUAAGUCAGUAGGGGAUAAAUCUAUGCCUCGCAUAAGGAUCGGUGAGGAGCCUGGAGCACAAGACAGAGAAACACUUGAGCUACGAAUGGAGAUUCCUUCAAGACAACGCUUCGAUGAACAGUCCACAUAAACUGCAUGAAAGAUAGCAGUUUCUGCCUCAGUGAAAACGUGGUUCUUACUGAUGAAAGCCAGACAAUAAAGACCAAAACUGGAAGAAGAUUGUACUAACAUACUGCUGGCCUGAGGAAGACAGCCAUCUUGUGCUGGCCCACAGCUCUGGCUUUUUUUUUACAGUGAUGUUCCAGGGGACAAUGGGUGGGGCAGGCAGGGACAAAAGUCUGGAGUAGGGAGGGGGCAACACUUCCUUCUGUAGAGACAAUGGAGUCUGCAAGUCAUUUACUGUAUUUUAAUUGUCCAAGAAAGUUAUUGUUCAAUACAAAGUUAUGUGUUUAAACUAGUUAGAGAGCAAUUACUUUGAGUGCUAACAAUCUCAGCCUUUCUGCCCUGCUGUAGCCCAGAACCAGAUGUACAUAAAGAUGUAAGGGGCAGCACUGUCAUCUAAAAAAGCAAGUUAGUUUUUUGAGCCAGAAAAGUGCUAAUCCUGUUGCUAUUGUGGGAAAUUUGACGUACACUGAGCUUGGGAGACAACAUCUUGCAAUGAGUAAGACUUUUUUACAGCAACAUCUCCAUGCACGGAUUGAAUGACAAGAUGCUGGGACAUGUAUGCUUCAGCUGUCACAGCUUUAUUUUAGAGAAUAAGGCAGAACCUGGGAAAGUUGCUUUUUGGACUACAAUGCUUAGAACAUCCCAGCCAGUACGCCGGAAGGACAAUUCUGGGAGCUAUAGUGCAAAAAUGUAACAUUUCCAAGCUCUUGGUUAGGGAAAGUUGGUUUUUAGCUUGGGGGAAUGCAAGUCAUGGCAAAAAUUUCUAUACCCAGUCUUCAUAAUAGACAUGAAAUUUAUAUCUUUCACCAGAGUUAGGAAUUUACAACCUAUUUUCACCCUUGAACUAUUUACAAUUGGACAGUGGUUUUUAAAUUUGAUUCAUAGCACACCAGAAGGCUUCCUGUGGAGAGCCAUUUAUUCAAAGCAAAAACUAGUCUCCAUUUGGCAUUGAAAGUGCUGAGGCUGAUUGCUGCUUACAGCAUCUGCUGCCCUUCUGUAUCCAUCAAAGUGAGUUGGGAGAAAUGUGUCUAGCCUGAAAGGGGUGGCAUACAUAGCUAUCUUAACAAAUUUUGCCAAGAAAACCCCUUGAUAGGUUUACCUUACGGUCACUAUAAGUUGGAAAUGACUUGAAGGCACAGAACAAUAGAAACAACAACCUAUAUAACAUUUAAAAGAAUUUUUCAGAGGGACUGGCUAGCUCCAUUCAUCCUAGUCACACACAAAACAAGCAUGAGAAUGAAUAAGCAACUUUGUACAGCCCAAAACUGCACAGGAACCCAGGGAAAAUAGUUGUGGACAUGUAUCCCCUUGAUUUGAAGUAUGUGUUUGAACUGUCCAGCCUGUUACAGUUGGGCAAGCAAAUAAUAACACUUUUGUAUGGCCAGAACUUUUAACUCCCUUGUGUAUUUUAAAUCGUCACUUGAGAAUUUCAGAAGCACUCCAAAACAAACAAGCUUUGGGUGGAAAAUACAACAUUUGGUUUCCCAGUAUGUUUCAGUUACAUCAUGCAGAAUGCAGUCAGACUAGACAAAUACCACAGGCUGUCACAUAAUGCAACAGAAGGGUUGUAUUACAUUUUUCAUGGGGAGGUGCUAUCACACUAGA
Molecule: messenger RNA, 6903 nt
Organism: Sceloporus undulatus (fence lizard)
Lineage: Eukaryota; Metazoa; Chordata; Lepidosauria; Squamata; Phrynosomatidae
Gene: QRICH2
Product: glutamine rich 2
Exons: 20
Coding region: 845-5263 (1472 amino acids)
Source: RefSeq, a predicted model, not a curated record